Messenger RNA from Sphaeramia orbicularis (orbiculate cardinalfish), 1630 nucleotides. It is a transcript of the gene fam167b, whose product is annotated as family with sequence similarity 167 member B. Lineage: Eukaryota; Metazoa; Chordata; Actinopteri; Kurtiformes; Apogonidae. The transcript is spliced from 2 exons. The record is from RefSeq and is a predicted model, not a curated record. Bases 130 to 687 code for a protein of 185 amino acids.
GCAGUCCCUGCUCCUUAUCUCCCUAUAAAGGAGGCAAGGACCUGUUGCGCCUUAUUAAUCGCCAAGCUGCCAAUCCAAAAGAGCGCACAACGCGAGAAAUUGUUAGAAAGUCUGUUCCCAACAGAGUCCAUGGAUUUGAAAGAGUUGGGAGAUGAGUCGUCGGAGGGAGGCACGGAGGAUUUGGACAGUUUGAAAGCUCUGACAGAGAAGCUGAAGUUACAGACUCGGAGACCAUCCUAUCUGGAGUGGCAGGAGAGGGUGCAGAGCGGACCCUGGAAGGACGGAUAUCCAGAGGACAGCGCAGGAGGACAAGUCGUCUCCAUGCCUGCACUUUUGAGAAAUGAGAACUCAGAAUUAGUUGUGCGAAACAUUUGUGGCUUUGAUACAAUUGAUGAUGCUUUGGAGUUUCUGAGAAAAGAGCUGAGAGAGAUGCAGGUUCAGGACAACCGUCUGGCCCGUCAGCUCAUCCGUCUACGGGCAGAGAUCCACCGGCUGAAAGUGGAACAAGUGUGUGACCGUCAUAAGGAGAUGCUGGACGAUGCAUCGUUUGAGCUGGAGGAGUGUGGAGAGGAGUCUGAUCUGCUGUGUGACAUCCCCAUGAAGGCUGCCUUCGCCUUGUCCACCCCCCUUAAACAUCUGGGCCUCACCAAGAUGAACAUCAACUCCAGACGUUUCUCUCUGUGUUAAUAUCAUAACAUAUUUAUACGUUGAGGAAGUUCCCAUCUCCUCCUCCGGGUUCAUGUAGCGUUAUUAUAAGGGUUAUUUCCUCUAUGUGGGAUGUUCUCACAUCACAGUGGCUGCUGGGUAAUGGUACCAUAAGUGUGAAAUUAAAAUAUUCUUUAAUGUGCAGCCUUGUUGACAUUCACAGGGUGUUGCAAACCUGAACCAGCAGAUACUCGUGACUCUGACACACCUUGCUGCUGGAAGAAGCCUGUGGUGUUCAGCCAAUGUCUGUUCUGUACAGACUGCAAUGUGAAGACAAAAAAGACAGACUGAACUUUAAAUAAUGGGCAUUAUGUUCAAUAUGUUUUGGUGUUGAAAAGCAGUUCCAUACCUGCGAAGACUGAUGGAAAAGAAAACAUGUGUCUUUAAAAAAAAAGUAUAAGAAUAUAAGGAACAUUUUCUCCUGUAGCUAUAGAAAUCUUCACAGGGGUAUUAUUCUUCGUAGACAUAAAGUGGGAGGUCACUCUCCAGCGUUUUUACACCUCUCCUUCACACACCAAAAAUAUCUCUAUUGCCUCAACAGUGCUGUGACAGGACCCAGGAGCCUGUGCAUAAAGUGUUACGCUUUCCACUACUGUGUUCAGAUACUGCUGAGCACAUAAUAGAAACUAUAUAUAGCUGGACAACGACCAAGUGUAUUAUGUUGCUAUUAAAUAAAUUUAGGGCAAAAUGAACUAUAAUCUAGGUUGAUGAUACCAAAAAGAGAAGAUCUGAGAGUUGACAUUGGUUUUAUUUGUGUCACAUGUACAAAAAAAAAAAGCAUCUGUUGACAUUGAUAUUACUCAAGUGUAGAUUUUUCAAUCAUGUUACUGAUUAAAAAUUUAUACUCUGUAAAAUUCUACAAUAAAACAUGUUGCAGUGUUUUUCUUGCAUAUGCAACACAGCAUUAAAGACCUCCUCUAAUGUA